AUGCGCAGGCGGCAUGAGUUCGAAGAAGCGCCGCUCCAACAAGUUAAAACCGAGGGAAGUGCAACCCCAAAGGGCAGCUCCGAAACAAAAAAUAAAUUGCUUAAAUCAACCCAACCAACCCAAACGAUCGCUAUGGCUCUGCUGGCGCGUAUCCUGCACGCCCGCCUGAGGCGGGUGCCGGAGCGGGGCGGGCUUCUGGGCGGCGGGGCCCGGCUGAGGACCCGACCCCAGAAGCACACACAGGAAUAUGGAAAAAUCUUCAAGUCUCACUUUGGUCCUCAGUUUGUAGUAUCUAUUGCAGACCGCGACAUGGUGGCUCAGGUGCUCCGGGCGGAGGGGGCCAUGCCCCAGAGAGCCAACAUGGAGUCCUGGCAGGAGUACCGAGACUUACGAGGGAGAUCCACCGGGCUCAUCUCAGCGGAGGGUGAACAGUGGCUCAAGAUGAGAAGUGUGUUGAGACAGAGAAUUCUAAAGCCGAAAGAUGUGGCCCUUUUUUCUGGAGAAGUCAACCAAGUUAUUGCUGAUUUAAUUAAAAGAAUAUACAUCCUCAGAAGCCAGGCGGAAGAUGGAGAAACUGUGACCAACGUCAAUGACCUUUUCUUCAAGUAUUCCAUGGAAGGUGUGGCCACCAUCCUUUAUGAGAGCCGCCUGGGCUGCCUGGAGAACCGUGUGCCCCAGCUGACCGUGGAGUACAUUGAGGCCCUGGAGCUCAUGUUCAGCAUGUUUAAGACCUCCAUGUACGCAGGUGCCAUCCCCAGAUGGCUUCGGCCCCUCGUCCCCAAGCCCUGGCGAGAGUUCUGCAGAUCGUGGGAUGGACUCUUCAAAUUCAGCCAAAUUCAUGUUGACAACAAGUUGAGGGACAUACAGUGCCAGACGGACCGAGGCGAGAGGGUGAGAGGGGGACUCCUCACUUACCUCUUCCUUAGCCAGGCGCUGACGCGGGAGGAGAUCUACGCCAAUGUGACCGAGAUGCUGCUGGCUGGCGUGGACACGACAUCCUUCACUUUGUCCUGGGCUGUGUAUCUCCUGGCAAGGCACCCGGAAGUGCAACAGACGGUGUACCGGGAGAUAGUGAGGAACCUCGGGGUGAGGCACGUGCCUACUGCAGCAGACGUCCCCAAAGUCCCACUGGUCAGAGCGCUCCUUAAGGAAACCCUGAGGCUCUUUCCAGUGCUACCAGGGAACGGCAGGGUCACCCAAGAAGAUCUGGUGAUUGGCGGGUAUCUGAUUCCCAAAGGCACCCAGCUAGCCCUCUGCCAUUAUGCCACAUCCUAUGAAGAUGAGAACUUCCCUCGCGCCAAGGAGUUCCGCCCGGAGCGCUGGCUGCGGAAAGGAAACCUGGACAGAGUUGACAAUUUUGGGUCCAUCCCCUUUGGAUAUGGGGUUCGCAGCUGCAUCGGGCGGAGAAUCGCAGAACUGGAGAUUCACCUCGUCGUCAUCCAGUUGCUUCAACAUUUUGAGAUCAAAACAUCCUCUCAGACUAAAGCUGUUCAUGCGAAGACCCACGGGCUUCUGGCACCAGGAGAGCCCAUCCAUGUGCGUUUCGUUAACAGAAAGUAAAGCCUGGUCUUGGACCCCAGCCGCUGUGGCAGAGCCAGCUCACCAGCGCACGCGGGUGUGGUUGCGUGGCACUGGUCGCUGUAGAGGAGGAAAGUGAUCCUUCUGGACGGCUGUGUUUGAGCCUGGCCCCCCAAGGUCUGGCAGACUUGAAACUCUCGUGCACAGUGAUGUAAAAGGAAUGCCAUUUUACCUUUGAGUACCAGAGUUUCAGUUCCUUUGGGGAAGCAGCUGUGUAAAUCAUCAGUGGCCUUAAAUCCUCACGCCUCACCCAUUGGGCUAUAUUUGAUAUUUGAUGACUAGCUGUCCUAUGCAUUUGUGCAAGGAAAAGGCAGUUUACGUACCGAUUCAGUUCUUGAAUAUGUUCUCUGACACGGGCAUCGAGGCUGCAUGUUGGGAGGCAGUUUCAACUUACUGUCUCUAAUCUGAAGAGGGAGCAUUAAGACGCCUCUGUAAUACUGUAAUUAUGAGAAGAAAACACCAGGGACAACAUUUUACCUUGAACACCAGAUUUAGAGCCUAUGGAGAGUUCAAAAUGGAAAAGGUCCUGUUCUUCUUUUUCUCUCCAAACUAGGGCUUACUUUCCAAGUUGCAGCUCCCUCUGAAGUUGAACACUAGUUUUUAUUUGCAAGAAAAUAAUCAGGAAAAAAUAAAGCUGCUGGUGAAAUCAAGAAUCAUCUGAUUUUUCUGAGCACAUCUAAAUAGCAGGGAGAUGUUUAAGAACUGGAAAGAGAGCCACGUAAACUCUCGUUGCCUGAGUUGACAGAAACGAAUUCAGCAAGCACGGUGGAAAACAGUGUAACUUUAGAACGUUUUUAUUUCAAGGAAAAGUAAAUCUAUAAACAGAAACCCUGUGGGUAGAAUACAGUUUUAUCCUCACAAUGUUAUUUUAAGUAUCCAAACUGGAAAUGUGAUCCAGCUGUUGGUGUCACUCAAGACUCCAAAGGAAAGCCUGGGCUCCCAGGGGCUUCAGUCCCGCUAAGUCGUGCUGCCUCUCCUGCUGCCCCCUGGUGGCGAGGAGGACCAUUUUUAUAAUGUUCUCUACUUGCCACCAUGUCCGAAGCAUCUUAUUCCCAAGUCCAUGCAUCUUUUUACAUAUUUUUUUAAAAAUCACUUUCCUACUAAUAUAUACUAUAAAUCUUGCUUUCUCUUUAGUAAGUCAGCAAAAAUAACCCUUAAAUAAAAUAGAAUAUCCAUCUCAUAUACCAUUUUUGUUAAGUCUAUAGCAAUGUUGACAUCUCUGUGUGAUGACAGAAUAACCCUAGCAUAAAUGCUAUAAAAAUAUGUUCAAUUAGAUAUAAAAUUAUGUCAAAAUAACCAGCUAAGUAUUGGAGACUUUGAGGUAGCAGCAUAUAUAUUAACUUGUAUAAACUAGGUGAAAUUGUAUUCUGUUUGAGGCUGAAAUUAAAAAAAUAU
Molecule: messenger RNA, 2973 nt
Organism: Tupaia belangeri chinensis (Chinese tree shrew)
Lineage: Eukaryota; Metazoa; Chordata; Mammalia; Scandentia; Tupaiidae
Gene: CYP27C1
Product: cytochrome P450 family 27 subfamily C member 1
Exons: 9
Coding region: 1-1560 (519 amino acids)
Biological process (GO): C21-steroid hormone biosynthetic process; cellular response to peptide hormone stimulus; cortisol metabolic process
Cellular component (GO): mitochondrial inner membrane
Molecular function (GO): oxidoreductase activity, acting on paired donors, with incorporation or reduction of molecular oxygen; heme binding; iron ion binding
Source: RefSeq, a predicted model, not a curated record